Varroa destructor (honeybee mite) is the source of this 3219-nucleotide messenger RNA. It is a transcript of the gene TBC1D5, whose product is annotated as TBC1 domain family member 5. Gene Ontology annotation, biological process: activation of GTPase activity. Gene Ontology annotation, molecular function: GTPase activator activity. NCBI's taxonomy places the organism in Eukaryota, Metazoa, Arthropoda, Arachnida, Mesostigmata, Varroidae. The record is from RefSeq and is a predicted model, not a curated record.
UACUACCACUAGUGACAAUAUCCACAAGCCACAAUAGACCAACUGGCUACAUUGAAUUGAUCUCUGUAAUAACAACGAUGACUUACUCUGAAUUAAUUUCCUCGCUACGAGUACCCCGCUAUUGUCUACUAUUACUCUUUACUUGGUACUGUUAUAAUAUUUGCAACGAUUUCUAGACAGUAAGGAUCGAUGCCACGCGAACGAAAGACUCUCAUUGCAACGAACUACAAUGAUACGUUGCCUCUAAUAGGCUUCAAGCGAGUGUAUAGUGUGUGAGUGGACAACUAAUUAACAACAAAUAACACAAACGACGAAUCCAGACAAUAGUUUGCCAAGGCAAAGCAGACGACUAGGCAGAGAAAUUGGCGAUUAUUAUUAACGCUAGGCGCCUGAUAUCGUAAAUCUCCUAUUAUACGUCGACAUGUGGGUCCCCAUGCCACUGGCGCCAUCUCAGAUUUGCACUGAUCCUAGCUGUCGCCGCGCGUCUCGUUUAAUUUGCAAGUUAUUUCAUUAGCGUCAUUCACAGUACCCUAGCAAUGGCAAUAUUAGUAGAAACAGUCACAGGGAGGUGACCAAAGCAUCUCGUAUGCAUCGUCAAACGAGCAGCAAGGUGAUCGUUGAACACAUUUACUUGUACUAUGGCUAGCGAGUGGUGACAGUGCUGCCGCUGCUGUGUUUAUUGCUCCGAUAUAAAACCGCCCGCUUCCUAUAUUGCUUCCGUUGACGCCUUGUGCCUUGUUGACGCCACUGCAGGUCGCCGCCAUUUUUGGACAGCCGAGUCGAAGCAGAUCGAACCCAGCCGAAGGGUGCUGAUGCCGCUGUGCUGGUGAUCUGCAUUUGGCAGGAUCAAUGUGUAUUUUUCGCCAUUAUAGUCAAUCUUGUCUACCGACAAACUGGUUGCGCUAAAACCCAAUUACUCUAUGCUUUGAAAAUACGAGAGGAACAGCAACAGCUAAAUAGCAAGUGUUUUUUUGUUGUUCAUUCGCUGUUGUCGUUAGAAGUGGGUGCUGGUAAUAGCCGACUUGACACCAACAGUGGCGAUCCGGCGGCUAUUAGCGUCAACACCGUGAUAGACCAAUAAAACAUGUAAUCGCCACAUCCAUAAAGAGUAACGAGGACCAGAACAAACAAAAAAUGGAGCAGUGUUGUGGCGGGUACGUGGACGAAUUCGAGUUGUUAUUUGAGACGUCUCGGGCUGACAUCGACGACUAUCUGCGAGGACUUGCACUAGAUAUGCGACUUCACUCGACGACGAAAUUUCGGUCUUUGUGUUGGCGAAUUUUUCUCGACUGUCUACCUGAGGACCGCAUUGAGUGGCCUCAAGCACUGAAGAAGAAACGCCAAGAAUAUAUGAAAAAGGUAAAGGAGUUUGAGCUUGAUCCAAGACAGGAGGUGGGUGAUAACCCGUUGUCGCAAGACCAUCAGUCGAAAUGGAAUAAGUACUUCCAGGAUGAGGAACUCCGGCAGAUGAUCCAACAAGAUGUGAUACGGACAUGGCCAGAAGUGGAGGUUUUUCAGCGGCCCGAUAUUCAGGAGGCGAUGACGUCAGUGUUAUUCUACUAUUCGAGGUCUAAGCCAAGUGUAUCGUAUAGGCAGGGGAUGCAUGAAAUUCUUGCACCCAUUGUUUACGUAAUGUAUAACGAUCAGCUCGCAUAUAACGAGGCCCGAAAGAAUGGUCAUCUAGAGCGGCUGACUGACGGAAGCUUACGGAUAUUGGCCGAUGUCCUUGACUCUACGUACCUCGCACAUGAUGCGUACUCGGUGUUCUAUUCGCUAAUGGAAACUCUUGAAAGUUGGUACUCAUGUACCGAAAACAAUGAGCCAACUCGCGCAGAAGUUCCUCAGCUCUUUUCACGGAAUGAUAUCGAAACACACACAGUACUAGGGUUGAAACUUAGCAAAAUCAACCGACAUAUACUCAAAAGGCUCGACCCAAAUUUACAGGCACAUCUCGAGCUGUUGGAGAUCAAUCCUCAAGUCUACGGUAUUCGUUGGUUACGCCUUCUCUUCAGCCGCGAGUAUCCGCUUAGCAGUGUUCUGAGUCUGUGGGACACAAUUUUUGCUGAUUCGAUCUCGCUCGACCUUUCUGAUUACAUAUUCGUCGCGAUGUUGAUCGCCAUUCGUGAACAGCUGCUGACAGCAGACUACAGUGGUUGUCUGGACCUGUUAAUGCGCUACCCUGACAAUGUCGAGGUCUCGUACGUCAUUAAAUUGGCUCUCCAUUAUCGGGACCACUACAAAUAUCCGCGACCUCUUCGACAGAUCAUACAGGAACGGCCGAAGUCGCCAAGGCGAAGCAGAGCACUACGUCCUCAGACGCUUAAUUUUUGUUCACCAGAAGUAGAUGAGGUCAACUGGCAGUACAUGGCAAGCAGCGGCAAGGAAGGGACUGGCGUUGAACGUGAGCUCAGCAUGACAGCUACUGCUAAGCAGCUGAUACAGCUGAAGUCACGGGUGGCUGAGUGCGCCUUAUCGAUGGAUGCUCACUUAGCUGUCCUUCAGCAAGCCCUGAUACAGACUGGUGGUCCGGAAAGCGCCCUCAUAGCAUUGGCACAGUUGAAGAGUGCUCGCGACCAGCUCAAAGAGGUUUCUGGUGCAGACGACCUAUUUGAUGACGGCGAAGGCGGGUGGGCCCUGAUAGGUACCCCGCAGCAGGAGAACGCUGCUGGAAGCACCUCCAUUCACAAUGGUUCGAUAGAGACUCUCAAAAAGAGAAUUAACGGGCUUAUUAACAGAGACUAGGCUAAACAUAAAUCCUAGAUUGUUAUUAGAUGAAACCGGCAACAAUGACAAAUAUGAUCCGCAUAUCGUAGAGCGAUUUAUAUGUCAAGUCAAACGGUUUUUGAUUCAAAGGAAUUGCGAGCACGCGUGUAUGAAUCGUACUAUUUAGAUGUACACAUCUCACAUAUAGAAUAUUCUACACUCGCUGUUUACUUCGUGAUAUUACAUUAAAAUGGUACACCAAUAUGUACAAUAAUAAUGAUCUAAUGAUAAUCAUCAUAGAAUACUAUAAUUUAAAUACGUAUAUAUAUGAAGUCGGUUAAACUGCAGUCGGACACUGAUACUUAAACAGGUAAUAAUGGAUACAUUAUUAGAGCAGCUUCCAAAACAUCAGUGGACGUUUAGCCAGUGGACAUGUAGCCUUACCCCGUAUUUUGUCUAAGAAAUACUGCAUCUAUCUCCGCUCUAUUGUUAGAAGUAGACAGACAAUAUAUAUAU